Molecule: messenger RNA, 766 nt
Organism: Trichoderma harzianum CBS 226.95
Lineage: Eukaryota; Fungi; Ascomycota; Sordariomycetes; Hypocreales; Hypocreaceae
Exons: 3
Coding region: 102-533 (143 amino acids)
Biological process (GO): maturation of SSU-rRNA from tricistronic rRNA transcript (SSU-rRNA, 5.8S rRNA, LSU-rRNA); translation
Cellular component (GO): cytosolic small ribosomal subunit; ribosome
Molecular function (GO): RNA binding; structural constituent of ribosome
Source: RefSeq, a predicted model, not a curated record
CAAAAAAAUCCGUCCUAGGCGAAAAGGGGACCAGCACCAUCACGACGAGAAGCGAAGCGAGACUGCAGCAACGCAACAACUCAGACAUACCACCAGCAACCAUGUCGUCAACUCAGAGCGUGCAAUGCUUCGGCAAGAAGAAGACGGCCACUGCCGUCGCCCACUGCAAGGCUGGCCGUGGUCUCGUCAAGGUCAACGGCCGACCUCUGUCUCUGGUCCAGCCUGAGAUCCUCCGCUUCAAGGUCUACGAGCCCCUCCUGGUUGUCGGCCUCGACAAGUUCGCCAACGUCGACAUCCGCGUCCGCGUCACCGGUGGUGGUCACACUUCUCAGAUCUACGCCAUCCGCCAGGCCAUCGCCAAGUCCCUCAUCGCCUACUACCAGAAGUACGUCGACGAGCACUCCAAGAACCUGCUGAAGCAGGCCCUCGUCCAGUUCGACCGCACCCUGCUGGUCGCCGACAACCGCCGCUGCGAGCCCAAGAAGUUUGGUGGUCCCGGUGCUCGUGCCAGGUACCAGAAGUCUUACCGAUAAACGGUUGUCUGGUGGCGUUUUUGGCGCUGUUGGGAGUUGGCAACGGGGGAGAAGCGAGGAGGAACAAAGAAGAAAUGGUCGAGAGAAGCAUCUUGCGCUGCUGUUCCUUUUGCAGCUUUCAGGAUGUGGAAUACAAAAGGGGCCGGAGUCGCAUAUCCCCUGGCACGGGGAUAGGUUUCCCACUGGCAUUUGCAUGGCCUUGCUUUGGGCGGAUUGUAACGGGUCUGGCAGGC